Choloepus didactylus (southern two-toed sloth) is the source of this 2198-nucleotide messenger RNA. It is a transcript of the gene SLC7A5, whose product is annotated as solute carrier family 7 member 5. Gene Ontology annotation, biological process: amino acid transmembrane transport; neutral amino acid transport. Gene Ontology annotation, molecular function: neutral L-amino acid transmembrane transporter activity; L-amino acid transmembrane transporter activity. Bases 85 to 1602 code for a protein of 505 amino acids. The transcript is spliced from 10 exons. Gene Ontology annotation, cellular component: membrane. Lineage: Eukaryota; Metazoa; Chordata; Mammalia; Pilosa; Megalonychidae. The record is from RefSeq and is a predicted model, not a curated record.
GGGUCUGGGCCCGCGGCCGCUUCUCCCCGUCCGCGCGCAGCCGCGCCGCGUCCCAGGCCCGAGGCUCCGGCCGAGCGCGGCGCCAUGGCGGGCGCGGCCCUGAAGCGGCACGCGGCGGCGGCGCCGGCGGCCGGGGAGGAGGAGCGGCAGGCGCGCGAGCGGAUGCUGGCGGCGCGGCGCGCGGGCGGCGCGGCGGGGGACGCGGGUGUGAGCCUGCAGCGCUCCCUCACGCUGCUCAACGGCGUGGCCAUCAUCGUGGGCACCAUCAUCGGCUCGGGCAUCUUCGUGACGCCCACCGGCGUGCUCAAGGAGGCGGGCUCGCCGGGGCUGGCGCUGGUGGUGUGGGCCGCGUGCGGCGUCUUCUCCAUCGUGGGCGCGCUCUGCUACGCCGAGCUGGGCACCACCAUCUCCAAGUCGGGCGGCGACUACGCCUACAUGCUGGAGGUCUACGGCUCGCUGCCCGCCUUCCUCAAGCUCUGGAUCGAGCUGCUCAUCAUCCGGCCCUCCUCGCAGUACAUCGUGGCGCUCGUCUUCGCCACCUACCUGCUCAAGCCGCUCUUCCCCACCUGCCCGGUGCCCGAGGAGGCCGCCAAGCUCGUGGCCUGCCUCUGCGUGUUGCUGCUCACGGCUGUGAACUGCUACAGCGUGAAGGCCGCCACCCGCGUCCAGGACGCCUUCGCUGCCGCCAAGCUCCUGGCGCUGGCCCUGAUCAUCCUGCUGGGCUUCGUGCAGAUCGGGAGGGGGGACGUGUCAAAUCUGGAUCCCAAGUUCUCAUUUGAAGGCACCAAGUUGGACGUGGGGAACAUUGUGUUGGCGUUAUACAGCGGCCUCUUUGCCUAUGGAGGAUGGAAUUACUUGAAUUUUGUCACAGAGGAGAUGAUAAACCCCUACAGAAACCUGCCCUUGGCCAUCAUCAUCUCCAUGCCCAUCGUCACGCUGGUGUACGUGCUGACAAACCUGGCCUACUUCACCACACUGUCCCCCGAGCAGAUGCUGAAGUCGGAGGCCGUGGCCGUGGACUUCGGGAUCUAUCACCUGGGGGUCAUGUCCUGGAUCAUCCCUGUCUUUGUGGGCUUGUCCUGCUUCGGCUCCGUCAACGGGUCCCUCUUCACAUCCUCGAGGCUGUUCUUCGUGGGGUCCCGGGAGGGCCACCUGCCCUCCAUCCUCUCCAUGAUCCACCCGCGGCUCCUGACCCCCGUGCCCUCCCUCGUGUUCACGUGCGUCAUGACCCUGCUCUACGCCUUCUCCAAAGACAUCUUCUCCGUCAUCAACUUCUUCAGCUUCUUCAACUGGCUGUGCGUGGCACUGGCCAUCGUCGGCUUGAUCUGGCUGCGUUUCAAGAAGCCCGAGCUGGAGCGGCCCAUCAAGGUGAACCUGCUCCUGCCGGUGUUCUUCACCCUCGCCUGCCUCUUCCUCAUCGCCGUGUCCUUCUGGAAGACGCCCGUGGAGUGCGGCAUUGGCUUCGCCAUCAUCCUCAGCGGCCUGCCCGUGUACUUCGUUGGCGUCUGCUGGAAGGACAAGCCCAAGUGGCUCCUGCAGGGCAUCUUUUCCACCACCGUCCUCUGCCAGAAGCUCAUGGAGGUGGUCCCCCAGGAGACGUAAGCAAGACACGGGGCGCUGCAGGGGAGCAAACACACGAACCUCAUUCUGAAACACCCACCCCUUGGCAAGCAACUCCGGUGCCCCCUCAUGCAGACAGCCGUGCCGAGUGCUGCCCGUGCCCCCGCCGCCCCGGCGAGCAGGCGCCGUACGAGUCCCGUCCUGGGGGAGCAGGCAGACGGCGGAAGGGCCUGUUUCCGACGAGCGGAUGGACUUUUAUUUUAUUUUGUUUUUGGGUCUUUUCCUUCCCACCCUAGUUUAUUUGUAUUAUUUUUAUAACUUGAAUUUUGGGUUAGGUAGAUGCCACGAGGGUGAUUAGUUUUAGAGCGAUGGGUGAGGGUGGGGUGGGGAGAGAGGGGUCGUCUCUCCCCCCACUGCCUGAGCACACUGGGCCUCUGGAAGGCACCGAGCCGCCGCCCCUCGGGGGGCAGAUUCCAGGACACUCCAGCCCCCCACGAGCAACACUACUGAGCCCCGGGGCCUUGCUGUUUGCGGCAGACGCCCCACACCCCGGCUGCUAACCCGUGGGGUCGGGCGAUAUGCGUGUGUUUUAUUUUCUUAUUUUUUGUUAUAAACGUAGUGACCUGAGUUAAAGUGAA